CUACAAAGAAAAUGGCCAGUUAGGCUACAUCUUCAAUUCCACAAGAACACCUGGAAUGGCUCAUGGAAAAAUCUGAGGGCAUCGAGCAUGUCUCAUUGGAAAACUUCGUUAAUAAGUUCGAACUUAGUCAUCAAGAGUCAACGACGGAUGCAUAUCAAAUACUCAUAUCCUAUCAUAAUAUCCGUAAAAACAGAAAACAAAGACUGCAAGAGGCCUUUGAAAUUUUUCGCCAACAUCACGAAGAAAGGUUUUGGGCCAAACUGGAAGUUACAGUUAACUCAGAGGUCGUAGCUAAUCGGGCAUUAGUCUCGGCACAAACUUUUGGUCAACGACAGUCGAAGACCAUUCUUGACCAAUAUAUAUCAUCAUCAACAAACGACAUUAAGACAAAGAGUGAUUUAUCAGGUAUUAAUAGUAACAGCGAAAGGAAGCGCAAAACAGAUAAUUCUGGGUCAACCACAGAUCAAACGAUGGGUCGUGCUCACAAGGAAUCAAGAAGGGUAUCCUUUGGUCGUAGUCUCACACUGGCAGAUCUUUCCACCAACAAUAACUCAGCGAUCAAUGGUGAUGAACGUUCGGAAAGAUCUCUCCAGUCAACCUUUUCUCCUCGGUCCUCUUUAGCAUCACACCUCAUCUCCUCCGAUUCCGGGGAUCUAAGCUUCAGCACCCAAGAAUCUACCCAAUCAUCAUCUAGGAUAUUUUCGUGGGAUUUUUUGGAUGGUGGAGGGUGGAUUGACUCAAAAGUCGACAGCCACUGGGUCCACAAGGGGAUAUCCAUUAGUACCGACUUGAUGAAGUUCAGGAUACGGACUGUCCAGGACAAUGGUGGGUUGACAGAGCCACACCAAAAGUUAGCUGUAAACUUCAUUUUCUUAGUUGGAGAGGAAUAUCAGACUGAUGGUUUACAAGGGGAAGUCAAAGAUAGCACUUGGGAGGCUAUGUGUGAUGCUAUAAAAGAUCCCAUCCAACCACUUUCAGAGGACGUUUCUAUGGAGGCCCUUAAAUGGUUCCAUAGGAUGGCAAAUAAUAAGAUGGAGUCAUUUGAGCAGAUGUUGGAAGCUUCCCUGCCUUCAGAUCCUAAUCUCAAGUCUGUUCUAAGAAACAUUGCCAGUAAUACCCAGUACUGGAGCACCCAAGCACGGAAUGAAAACACAUAUUUGAAAGCGUUGCUUGGACCCCUCCUUGAAGCCUAUUUUGGAAAAAUAAAAUAUGCCAGAAGUGACUGGACUCCAACCCAAGAUGACACAAGGGAUGCAGAGACAUCCACACUCAUCCCAGAUUAUGGGACUGCUACGUCGAUCGGAAAAGAGCAAUAUUAUGCUCUGUUGCUGGAAGGAAAGAUCGCAAGGAACAGUGGACAGCAUCAGAUGUGGGAUGAUCUCACAAAGUUGGGGAAUGAGAUGAAGCUUGCACUCAACUCAAUCCUGAAGCUAUCUCCUUCUGGGGAAGUUUGUGUUGUGGGGAUCCUUGUACGAGGUAUGCGUAUCAUUGUUUCUUGGUGUUUUUAAGUAUCUUGUCUAUUAUUAAUUCUCUCUGAUUUAUUUUUAUUAAUAGAACCAUACAUUGAGUUCUUUUCGAUGCAAAUUUGUGCAGAAGGUACAUGUACAUAUAUUAUGCACAAAUUUGCAUCAGCCUUCAUUCCCUCAGGGGCAUCUAACCCAUUCCCUCUUUUGCGUCUCAUGGAGAUUUGUGAGCAUGCAAAGAAGAAGGUCGAGUGGUGUAUCCACCAGAUCCGCUUGGUCAAGUUCGAAGAAAGCUUGAAUCCAAAGGUGGACCUGUCGUGGCUUCGACCCUCCUUUAACAAGCCUAAGCGCUAUCAGGUCACCGACAGAGCAUAGGGUCUUUUGCAUGUUGUCCAGUGUCAUUGUAGGUUGGUAAUAGAGUGUAAGUCCUGUUCUAAUAUGAGAUAUUUUAUUAAAGCAUAGCAAAAUUCAAAGGCAUGCAUUAAGCGGAGUGAUUACCCUGGGUUCUUGAGUGUGAUGAAUACCGUGUAGACGUCAUCAAG
Molecule: messenger RNA, 2005 nt
Organism: Lobosporangium transversale
Lineage: Eukaryota; Fungi; Mortierellomycota; Mortierellomycetes; Mortierellales; Mortierellaceae
Exons: 8
Coding region: 63-1508 (481 amino acids)
Source: RefSeq, a predicted model, not a curated record